This is a messenger RNA of Octopus bimaculoides (California two-spot octopus), 1499 nucleotides long. Its product is annotated as chitinase-3-like protein 1. Gene Ontology annotation, cellular component: extracellular region. The record is from RefSeq and is a predicted model, not a curated record. Gene Ontology annotation, biological process: carbohydrate metabolic process; chitin catabolic process. NCBI's taxonomy places the organism in Eukaryota, Metazoa, Mollusca, Cephalopoda, Octopoda, Octopodidae. Gene Ontology annotation, molecular function: chitin binding; chitinase activity.
GUAGAUAAACCAGCUGAUGAAAAUAUGAAUAGCAAGAUGUCACCAGUCUUACUCUUCCUCUUCUUCAGUUUAUCCAUUAAUUUCACGAAUGGAGGAAAAUCAAAAUACAUAAGUGCAUGCUACUAUACCAAUUGGUCUCCAGUGAAGCAGGAAGCAAAAGCUCGCUUAUUUCCUGAGAAUUUGCCUGGCAACUUGUGUACGCAUCUUAUGUAUGCGUUUGUCAAAAUCAAAGAUGAUUUAUCCAUAUAUACAUCAGAAGAAAAAGAUCUUACCGGUAAUUAUGAGAAGUUUAAUGCACUUAAGAAAAAGUACAACACCAUUACAUUACUUUCAGUCGGUGGAGAGGCUGCUGAAAACAGACACUUUGAAAUGGUAUCAGCAACAGCGGAAAACCGAACAAAAUUUGCUGAUAAUAUUAUUAAUUAUGUACGGAAGUACAAUUUUGAUGGAAUUGAUAUUGAUUGGGAAUAUCCAAAUUCUGUUACAAAACAUAACUUCACUUUGCUUCUAAAGACAUUAAGAGAUUCUAUUGAGAAAGAAGUAAAAAUAUCAAAGAGAAACAAGUUGGUAUUAUCAGCUGCAGUUGGCGUUGGUAAACAACGUAUAACAAAUGGUUAUGAAGUGGAUAAAGUCUCUGAAUAUGUAGACUUUCUGAAUGUGAUGGCUUAUGAUUUUCAUGGCAGUUGGAACAGAAUAACAGGAUUUAAAAGUCCUCUCUAUGCUCGAAAAAACGAUUUAAGAUAUGAAAAGGAACUCAGUCAGGAAUGGUCGAUAGAGUAUUGGUUAAAACUGGGAGCCCCCAAAAAUAAGCUCGUUUUGGGAAUGACAGCAGCUGGUAAUACGUAUACCUUAAAGAAUGCAAGUCAGCACGGUUUAGGAGCACCAGUGGAGAAAGCAGGAAAUAAAGGACCAUAUACAAAAGAAGAGGGAUUUCUGUCUUAUUAUGAGAUAUGUAAUAAACUAAACAAAGAUAAUUACACUUAUGAAUGGGAUGAUAUCCAAACAGUACCAUUUGCUUACAAAGGAGAUCAGUGGAUUGGCUUUGAUGAUUACAAGAGCAUACAACUGAAGACCAAAUGGCUAAUUUCUCAACAGUUAGCAGGAGCAAUGUUGUGGUCACUGGACUUAGACGAUUUUAGCAACAUGUGCGGGAAAGAAGCCUUUCCACUAACCAAAGCUAUCCGUUAUACUCUUGAUCGCGAUGUAGGACUUGUUACUACCACAGAAUCUCCUGCAACAAAAAGACCAAAACUUACAACUACUGCAGGUGCCACUUAUGUUCACAUGUCAUACUACUUAGCAGCAUAUAUUCUUACAGCUUAUAUCUUCUAUUAUAAUAUGUGAAGAAUGAUAUCAGUUAUGACAUGGGAAGAAAAUAGAGGAACAGCAUCUCUAACAUCCUUAUUUAUAACACCCAUGUCUUUACUUCAUUGUGGUUUAAUAUCUGUAACUUUUAAUUUGGUAUUUUUAAAAUGUUUUAUAAAUAAAUAUAUAAACAA